GAAGCAAUUUUCUUUUCUUUUGUCUAUUUAUACACUCAAAUUCCUCCACUGCUCUCUCAAUUCUCAAACAAUUGAGCUCAUUUCUGAAGGCUGUAACAAUGGCUUCAGAGAAGGUUGAGACUGUUAUAGCUGGAAGCUACAUUGAGAUGGAGAGGGAAGGGGAAGAUUCCAAGUCUGCAAAGGGCAAAUUUUCAAGCUUCUUUUGGCAUGGUGGCUCUGCAUAUGAUGCAUGGUUUAGCUGUGCUUCUAACCAGGUUGCACAAGUGCUACUGACACUGCCAUACUCAUUCUCACAACUUGGAAUGCUAUCGGGGAUUCUUUUUCAGCUGUUUUAUGGGCUGAUGGGAAGCUGGACUGCAUAUCUUAUAACUGUACUUUAUGUUGAAUACAGAACUAGAAAGGAGAGAGAAAAGGUUGACUUCAGGAAUCAUGUAAUUCAGUGGUUUGAAGUUCUUGAUGGGCUACUGGGGAAACACUGGAGGAAUAUUGGCCUCUUUUUCAACUGCACUUUUCUGCUAUUUGGAUCUGUAAUUCAAUUGAUAGCCUGUGCAAGCAAUAUCUACUACAUAAACGACAAUCUUGACAAGAGAACUUGGACCUACAUCUUUGGAGCCUGUUGUGCAACAACUGUGUUUAUUCCCUCAUUCCAUAACUACAGAAUUUGGUCAUUUGUUGGCCUUAUGAUGACUACUUAUACUGCAUGGUAUUUAACCAUAGCUUCCCUAAUUCAUGGACAGGUUGAAGGAGUGAAGCACUCGGGCCCAACUAAAAUGGUUCUCUACUUCACUGGAGCUACUAACAUUCUCUACACGUUUGGGGGACAUGCUGUCACAGUUGAGAUCAUGCAUGCAAUGUGGAAGCCACAGAAGUUCAAGGUGAUAUACUUGAUGGCGACACUUUAUGUAUUAACCUUGACUUUGCCAUCGGCUUCUGCUGUGUAUUGGGCAUUUGGAGACAUGCUUCUUACCCAUGCCAAUGCUUUCUCAUUGCUCCCAAGAACUGGAUUCAGAGAUAGUGCUGUCAUACUCAUGCUUAUUCAUCAGUUUAUAACAUUUGGGUUUGCAUGCACUCCUCUAUACUUUGUGUGGGAGAAACUCAUUGGCGCUCAUAACACAAAGAGCAUCUUCAAGAGGGCACUGGCUAGACUUCCCGUUGUGAUCCCAAUAUGGUUCCUAGCCAUCAUUUUCCCUUUCUUCGGCCCUAUCAACUCUACUGUUGGAUCUCUUCUUGUCAGCUUCACCGUCUACAUCAUUCCUGCAUUAGCACAUAUGGUCACUUUUGCUCCGGCAGCAGCUCGUGAGAAUGCAGUAGAAAGACCACCAAAAUGCCUUGGAGGCUGGGCUGGCUUAUAUUCCAUGAAUAGCUUUGUGGUGGUAUGGGUCCUGAUUGUGGGAUUCGGGUUUGGAGGAUGGGCGAGCAUGCUCAAUUUCAUACAACAAGUCGAUACAUUUGGGUUAUUCACUAAGUGCUAUCAGUGCCCACCUCACAAGGGUUGACCAAUUAAAGAAAAAAGAUUAAAAGAAAUUCUCUUGUUAACAGAUUAAAAUACAUAUGUAAGUGUGUAAAGAGAUUGGCAUUUGUAACUUUAUUUCUCUUUCAAUCUUUUUGCUUUAUUGUAAGAGAGAGCUAUUGUUGAUGGUUUUCAUAUAAGGUGUGAUGACAACCAUAUUCAUGGCCACCCCCAUACGGACCUAGAGUUGUAACUUGUGUGUUAAUUAAUCUCAUUAAGAAUUGCAAGCAAAUUCCCAUUGGUUUUUCUGUGGGAUUUACUUA
Mangifera indica (mango) is the source of this 1773-nucleotide messenger RNA. Its product is annotated as auxin transporter-like protein 3. The record is from RefSeq and is a predicted model, not a curated record. The coding region runs from base 99 to 1496 and encodes 465 amino acids. The transcript has 8 exons. Gene Ontology annotation, cellular component: plasma membrane. NCBI's taxonomy places the organism in Eukaryota, Viridiplantae, Streptophyta, Magnoliopsida, Sapindales, Anacardiaceae.